GAUGAUUUGGUCUGGAAACACUGAUCUCUUACCACAUCUUACAGUGGUCUGGUGUUCACAGCUUUACGAUUCAUGAAGGCUAGUUCUUCUUUUAUUAGCAAGAGAGCCAGGGCCCUCUGUUCUCAGAGACACUGCAGUGUUUCUUCCAUGCUCUCAAGUCACUUCACAUUCACCUUCUGCUGCCACUUUUGGUGUAUUGAUAACAGGCCUCAUGACUGGUGGGCUUGAUCUCCCAAGCAUGCAUCACAGUGACCCACCUGUAUCUCUGGAGGAGGAUUGCCUUGUGUUAUUGCACCAGGUGUGAGCAGAAGUUUUCUUCAGCCCCUAAUUGUCUGAGCUGUGAAAGUCUCUGAAAAAGUUCCCACAAAAAAAGCUUUUCCUUUAGCUUCUUCAUUUCCCCCCUCUAGGAUUAUUCUCCCCCUCCCCAAGUCACUAGUGCAUCAUUAGCACCUACAUGCAAGGCUCAGCCUCAGAGCUGUCUGUUGUGACGGAUAAUUCAACCUCCUAUCACCCAGCUUUCCUUCUCCAGCAGUGGGGACCUCUGCUCCCAAGAGUGUCCUUGAUGUCAGCAGAUGUGUGACCCUCCUCUAGUGGGGAGGUUCUGCCUCUGCAGAGGUUCUGCUCUGCAUUUUGAUGCCCUUCUGCUGUGUGACUUUGUGCAGGUCAGCACAGAGCUGCCAGCUCAUGAGUUGGACUGACCUGAGAUGUCAAAUCAAUGUGUCCUUUGUGUCCUUGAGAGCCUCUAGUUUGCCCACUUUGGCCUGAAGAGAGACAAGAUCUCUUAGUGCAGAAUAAUAUCCCAAGAGUUUGAGCUGUGGCAGCCAAGUGAUGAUGUUUAGGCUGCCAGAGGUGUAGGUGGAAAACAGCCUACACAUUAUCAUCAAACCCUGAAAUAUGCAAAAUAAAAUGAGAAUGUUGCAAAAAAAAUGAAUAUUUUGUCUGGUCCAUCCUGCAGCCAACUUCCCACUUACUGUGUCAGGUCACUCAUUUUGGGGGGGCCUCCAAAGCUGGGCCUUCUGAAACCUCCUAUGUCCCCAGCAUCUAUGUUCAGCAGGUCCAAAGGACCUUGCUAGCACAAAAAUGAUGAUCAAACUGUUAAAAUUCUUACACACUAAGUCUGUGUCUACAGGAGCCCUUGAACAGACUAUCAGGCUGCUAUAAGCAUUUUCCCAGUAUUACUGUUUCCCUGAGGACAGGUAUAGCCUGUAUUGGCAAAGGUAAGCAAUAUCUGCGUCUCCACAAGGAGGGAUGCCAAUUUAAUCAUAGUAGAGCUACACCAGCAAAUUUUUGUUUUCAGCACAGACCUGGUUCAAUUCCUCCUUUUCUUUCUUGCUAGCCUGUGUCUCAGACCCUGAGCUUUGCAGUCCCACAGAAGUCAACUUCUCCUGCCUGCUUUCCCACAGCACCUCAGGCAUCUCCAGCAGCUUCACAGCUCCUGUGGGGGCCCCACUCACCACUGGCCCCCAGCUGCAGGGACACACUCUUCCCCACCCCCAUAAGCACAGUGCAGCUGUGUGACCAGCCUACAAGUGCAGCAGCCAUGAUCUCACUCUCUCUCUAUUUGCUAUUUAAAAAUGCAGUGGGAAUUUCAUGGGAAUGUCUUCAGACUAAGUUGCCCUCAAGUUCUCAAUAGUGCCAAAAUGCCAUUUGAAAAUUAGCGCAGUGUUGCUCUGGGUGGGAUGCUCACCGUUGGCUUGCAUGGGGUCAUUAAUAAGCUGAAUGGAUUAAUUCCUUACCAUAGCAGACAUUUGCUCCCUGGUGCGACAUGAGCCCCAAACCACUCUGUUAGUGGCAAAAUCCACCAAUCUGUCAAGUCUUGCGCCCCUAGUUAUAGGGUCUGAAGAAUCUGGGCAGCUCAACCCUCAGGAUUUGCAUCCACAUGGGAUUGUUUCUAUUCUGGAAUAACAGGACAGUAAAAGAUUCCUUGGGAGCAGUGCCACAUUGCAGCAAUUGCUGAUACACAGGAGCUGUUCUGUGCCACCAUGCCAAAUGACAUACCCCAAAGCAGUGGCUGAUAGAAGCUGAUCUAGCAGGACUGACCUCUAGAGCACGGCUUGUUUAUUCAGAGUACUCAUGCUGGCUGAGGAGCAGGGCUCUACUUGUUCUUGAGGUCUCUGAACCUAUGCUGUUUGUAUUCCGCUGGUGGAUCUGUGCAUCUGCAGGAGACACACCUGAUAUUCUUGCACAGCUUUGACCAGUCUACUAUGUGUUCAGGAUAGAGAAGAAACAGAAAGUCUGCAAAAUCGGCCCAGACAAAGCUGCUGGGGCAAAAAAAGAGAAAACAUCUGGGCAAACCCAGAGAAUGGCAGCCUUACAGCUCAGGCUGACCCAAAUGUCUGUACCCUCCCAACUGGAAGCAGAGACAGCUCAACAUCCAGCAUUGGCAAAGGAACUUUGCUCUCUCAAUGCUCCACACUGACUCAAGUCCCCCCCCUGCCACUUUCCAUCCACACUCUUGCAGGAUAUCGGGAGUACCAGAGGGCAGAGUAGAACCAAUAAAACCUUACGUGCCCAGGGCAGCGGGAGGCAGCGUCGGGAGAACAGGGUUCACCGGUGCAGCUGUGAUCCAGCGGCGCGCACAGGCCGUACCUGGGGCCCACAACUACAGCGCUGCCAAAAGAUCCCCGAGGCGAGAGCAGGAUGUGACCGGCCUGACCACGGUUUUCCUCACAAAAGAGGUCAUGACCACUGAUUUUUGCCAUUGACCUGUAGCUUAAAUAAGGCUUCAGCGGCUCCAAAACUGAUGUCCCGGCUCCGCUUCCACUCUCCUUCUUUCCAUUCCUCGGGCCGGAGUUCCGCGACGACAGGGCUCGGCGGGCUAGGUCGGGCUCCGUAGCGAACGCACCCGCCACCAGGGGCUGCCCUCAACCCGCGGCUCCACCACUACCGCCGACCUCGCCGGUCCCGGCCAGUCCCGCCCCGCCCCGCCCCGUCCCGUCCCGUCCCGACACAGCAGCCCCCAGCAGAGGGACCUGGGGAGCGGCCGGGGGUCCCGGGUCGGGCCGCACCACCCCCGGGCGGGGCCGGGCCGGGCCGGGAUCGGAUUUCACAUCCUGCCCCGCUCGCGGGCAGAGCGGCCAUGGCGGAGAGCUCAGACUGGGUGGAGAUCAUCGAGCCCCGCUCCCAGGAGCGGAUGUAUGUGAACCUGACCACCGGGGAGUGCAGCUGGGAGCCCCCUCCCAACCUGAAGGUGCGCCAGUCAGACCAGAAGCAGUGGUGGGAACUCUUCGACCAGAACAACAAUCGCUUCUACUACUACAAUGCCAUCACACAGCAGACAGUGUGGCACCGGCCCCAGGGCUGUGACAUUGUGCCCUUAGCACAGCUCCAGGCCAUGAAGGGCAGCUCCCAGCCUGACUGCUGUGGCCGGGAGCACCGAGGCAGCACUGGCAGCGGUGGCAGAAGCACCCCCAUCCAAAUGGCUGUCUUGCAGGAGAUGGAGAAGGGCAAGAGGAGCAGUGCAGCAGAGAAGAGGAAAGAUCCUGCCAGGGAGACUCCUACCCACUGGCAGCCUCUGCCAGGCACGAAAGCAGCCAUGUUGGUCAAAGUGAACAGUUUGAGGCAGAUGCAGAACUUUUCAAACAGUUCUCUUCAGCUGCAGGGUACUCCAAAGCCCAACAGCCCAAAAUCUCUUCCCAAACCAGCUAUAUAUGCUCAACCUCAAUCCACAUCCCAGAGCCCUGGAGCCACAAAGCAAUUGCCUGCUGGAGAAACAAAGUCUAUGCAGAUCAAAAAGACAGAGAGUGGUGGGUUUUGCCUGGUGAUGAUGAAUGGUCCUACUUCUCAAACACCUCCAAGAAGCCAGACAGGAACCUCCCAGCCUGCAUCCCCCACAUAUGCCUCUCCCACACCUAUAUAUGAUGAGCCAUCUUUAGAGUUGCCAAUUUAUGACGAGCCACCAGUAGAUAUGGACACUGAAAUCAUUUGUGUGAGUGGGAUGUCUCCACCAAGGUCACCAAGCAAUAGCUUAAAAAAGCAGUUGCAACCAACCAAAUUAUUGCAGCAUCCCAGUAUGCAACAACAGCAAGCUGCAAAGAAGCAUGCAAGAAAUCCCUCUUGCACUGAAUACAGCCCAGCUGGCAGAGAAUACAUAAAACAUAUGGUUAACAUUGACCAAUCUGCCAAGCUCUCCCACUCUUCUGCUGCAACAACAGAUACCUCCACUAAACUGCCUGGUCAGCUUGCUUCAAAGGACAGCUUCAAGGAGUCUUGGAAGAUCUUGGAAGCCAAUGUGCUCAAGAACAUGGAACUCCACCACAGUCGGCAGAACAGCCUGCAGACUCAGGAGUACCCAACCGGCCAUCAGGAUUCUGGUUAUUCAACUGGCCCUUCUCCAAGCUUGAGAAAAAGGAAAGGAAGGAGGCAAGGAACAGGUCAAGCAAGACCUGGCUCUGUGGGCAGCAGCAGUGAGCUCACAGCUCUGAAUGAUAAAGUGAUCGCUGAGAUGCGUGCUGUGGUGGGCAGGUCAGCAGCUUGCAGGGGAAGCAAAGCCAGCCUGGAUGCUGAGAGCCUGGAGAACAGUGUUCCAGCAGAGAGCAGCAAGGUCAGGUUUCAGUCUGACCACUUGAAAAAAUGCAUCAGCCAGAGCUCCAGGGAUGAUGUCGCAGCCAGCAACAGGUCUCUGUACAGACAGGACCUGGAGAUUAGGGAAUUCUUUCCCAGCAGUGUGGCUGCUCCCCAGGACACAAUGAGGCAGAAGAGAACUUUUGAGAAAAUAGAUUCUUUAGAAAAGAAUGUCACCAGUCAGACAAGCUUGGCUUUGUCAGGUGCUACACGCCAUUCCUCACAGCCUGAGACUGUAGAGCUGGAGCCCAAGCAGGAGGGUAGCAGCCAGUGUGAUGGCUGUGUGGGAUGCCAUUUCCCUUACAACACCCUAGGGAAGCCCAUCUCUCAGAGCAGCAUGGCGGACUGGGCUUCCAAAAACCUGAACAUGCACACACAAGGCAUCUUCCGACGAAGGAUCUCCAUCUCCAACAUGCUGUCCUGGAAUGGUGGCUCUAUUAAAAAGCCAAUGCUUAUCACUAGCAACCGGACCAUCAAAAAAGAGGCAUGCGAGAUGUUCAAACUGGUGCAGAGCUACAUGGGAGAUCGUCAGACUCGCAUGGACCGCAAUCACGUGGCAUUGGUAAUGGUCACCAAGUGCUGGAGCAUGCAAGGCUUGCGGGAUGAGCUCUACAUACAGCUGAUCCGGCAGACAACAGAUAACAUGUGCUACCGAAGCCUGGCAUGGGGCUGGGAACUGAUGGCCAUCAGUCUGGCCUUUUUUUCCCCAUCACCUAAAUUUCAGUCUUACCUGGAAGGUUACAUUUACCGCCACCUUGACAGUGAUGAAAAGAUUGCCCAGCACAUCAAGGAGCUUGUGGAUCUGAAAAACAAGAAGAUCACAAAAUCCAGGAAAAAGAGGAAACAAAACACAGAGGAUGAAGGUCUGCCAAUUAGCACCUACGCCAAGUACUGCUACCGGAAACUCCAUAAAGUAGCCGUCACUGGAGGCAAAAAGGGACUCCGUAAACCAACAGUGGAAGAGAUAACACAUGCCAGGAAUGCCAUCCUCACGCCAUCGCUCUUCGGCAGCUCCUUGGAGGAAAUCAUGCUGCGGCAGCAGGACAUGUACCCAGGGAACAAGCUCCCCUGGGUGCAGACCCAGCUAUCACAGCAGGUCCUGGCCCUGGGAGGGGAACAGACUGAGGGGAUUUUCAGGAUACCAGGUGACAUAGAUGAAGUCAAUGCAUUGAAAUUGCAGGUGGAUCAGUGGAGAAUCCCAAACAAUCUCAGUGACCCCAACAUACCAGCCUCUCUCCUCAAGCUGUGGUAUCGGGAGCUGGAGGAGCCUGUGAUCCCUCAGCAGUUCUACAAAGAGUGUAUCAGCAACUAUGAGAACCCUGAUGCUGCCGUGGCUGUGGUGCAGCUUUUGCCAGAGCUCAACAGACUGGUGCUGUGUUACCUCAUACACUUCCUGCAGAUCUUUGCUCAGCCAUCAAAUGUGGGCAGAACAAAGAUGGAUGUGAAUAACCUGGCUAUGGUGAUGGCCCCCAACUGCCUGCGCUGCCAGUCCGACGACCCUCGCGUUAUCUUUGAGAACACACGCAAAGAAAUGUCUUUUCUCCGCAUGCUGAUAGUACACUUGGACACGAGCUUCAUCAAAGGGCUAGUUUGAGCCACUGGCCCCAUGGUGCAAAACAUUGCUCUGAGGAGUUGCUAGAUUAAGUCUUCUCCUUUCCACGUAGGUUUCCUCCAUUGUCCUUGCUGUUGUCAUGCCCUGGGUUAGCCCUUCAGCAAUCUCCCAAUAUAUGAUCACAAGGACUGGACAUUUCUGGAAUAGUUCUGUCAGCACCAGGAAAUCCUUGGGCAUGCCAGGUCAGGUUUAGCAGUUCCUGGCCUUUCAGUGUGUGUCAGAGAGGCACAAUCCUCUUCCUGAGAGCCACAAGAUUAGGUGCUCAAUGAAAGGGUUGUGACAUGUGCGAGGAACUGCUAUAUGGGGCAGUGAUACUUUCCAUUUCCCUUUUGGAGGCAGAGUUGGCUUGAGGUAGGAGAACAUCACUCCUGUGCUGUGGCAAGGUCUGAUCCAAGGGAAGAUGCUGCAUCAUCAGGAAUAAUCCUACUACUAUGCAGCCAGCCUUGUUCACCUCUGCAGACUGUUGGCUGGAGGUGUCAGGGUUGUUCUGACAUCCCACAGUGUUGGUAGAGAGCUGUGAAGGUGUAGAGGUUCAAGAACUACAGAGCUGUGCAGCAGCAUGUGAGACCAGCCCUGUGCUGAGUACCCACCCACACCAUGAUGCUGGGCACAACAGGAAGGCCACACACCUGACAACAAACAGGUAAACAACCACUUUGGCAUCCUCUUAAUGAGGGCCAUAUCUUCUGGAGCAGUGACCCCAGUGGCCUUGCAGCUCCUGUUUGCUACAGACAGCAUGAGCUGACAUCAGCUUUGCUGAGGAGCACCUGAGCCCAUGCUCAGAGCAGCCUUCACAACUCCAGCUCCUCGCACCCCCCUUCCUAAUACCACAUCCUUCCCAGACCACUCUGCCAGGAACUAAAUACCAGUUUGACCCACCCUUCUGGCUCAGCUCACGUCUUAAAGAAAGCCCCCAACAGUCAGAAGUGCUCCUGUGCUCAGGUACACCCUUCCAGGCAGAGCAGCCAGCAGUGCUGUGUGCUUGAAAAAUGCUGGUACUGCCUGUAGUCAACUGUGGUGUCUAUGCUCUUCCUUUGAGGUGUUUUCCUUGCUGGAGGCAGGUCUGCUGCAAAAAAGUGUGUUUUGGGAUUACUGAUGCAGUGCAAAGUCUGCCAGUAUCAUGCAAGGGUGCAUUUGUGUUUCUGUAUCCCCCUCCCUUUCCAUUGGGGACCUGGGAUCAUCCUCUCCAGACUGCAGUGAGGAGCUGAGCCCUGCUGACAAUGAGGUUUAGAGCUGAUGCCUGAAUCAGUACCAGCGUGGGCGUGAGGUGCCAUGUGCAGAGUCUUUCUAAGAGGGUUCCCAGAGCCUAUGUUCAGAUGAGUGUGAAUGAACUCCAGAGCAGGAAUUCAGUUUCUGCCCAGCUGAAUAAAGGUUCCUCAUACCAGAUGAUUCUGUGGUCCUGUGGGCCAGGAAAUCUUGCUCCCUUGUCAAGAUUAGCUUUGUCAAGUUUGCCCACAGAACAUGCCAGCAUCUGUUUCACGUACACACCCAUCUCCAUGCUUUGAUGCCACUCAGCUUGCUCUGUCCUUCUGUAGUGCUGAGCAACUUGUUCUUCAGAUGUGAAGCUACUGCCCCAGAAGUGUAGAGAUGGGCAGAAGUUACCAGCUCUGACAUGCUAUCCUGAGAUUUGAAUCACUGAACAAGCUCAGGCUGUCCUGUUGCCUGCCAAGGGCUGGAGCAGCCAUGUGGGACCUGCCCUCCUCUUCAGGCUGUGGGUGCCUGUGUGUGUGUAUCAGGCUUUGCCUGCAGCCACUGCAGUGGUGAUCUAUGUUACUUCUUGCACUCAGCCAGUGGCAGUCAAUCAAACCUUAGGCAUUUGCUGCUAAUAAAAGUGAAUGAUUCUGGCAAGGGUUGUAAAACAUGCUGAUAAAAGACACUGGAUAUUAUUGUCUUUGCCAACGGAUUUGUAAAUACCAAUCAGUAAAGUAGCUUUUCCUCUGUUCUAAUAGUAAUAAAUACAAUCUUUAUGGCUGUA
Messenger RNA from Motacilla alba alba, 8150 nucleotides. Its product is annotated as rho GTPase-activating protein 39-like. NCBI's taxonomy places the organism in Eukaryota, Metazoa, Chordata, Aves, Passeriformes, Motacillidae. The transcript has 10 exons. Gene Ontology annotation, cellular component: cytoskeleton; cytoplasm. Gene Ontology annotation, biological process: signal transduction. Gene Ontology annotation, molecular function: GTPase activator activity; protein binding. The coding region runs from base 3080 to 6157 and encodes 1025 amino acids. The record is from RefSeq and is a predicted model, not a curated record.